Messenger RNA from Lampris incognitus (smalleye Pacific opah), 1727 nucleotides. RefSeq lists its product as uncharacterized. The record is from RefSeq and is a predicted model, not a curated record. Gene Ontology annotation, molecular function: growth factor activity; platelet-derived growth factor receptor binding. The transcript is spliced from 6 exons. Lineage: Eukaryota; Metazoa; Chordata; Actinopteri; Lampriformes; Lampridae. The annotation marks the transcript as partial. Gene Ontology annotation, cellular component: membrane. Gene Ontology annotation, biological process: positive regulation of MAP kinase activity; platelet-derived growth factor receptor signaling pathway; positive regulation of protein autophosphorylation.
CUGGUGAGGACCAGUCCCAUCUCCUCUGUAGAUGACCUGAAGACUUUGCUGCAGGAGCAGACUGACUCCAUAGAAGACGAAGAAAGGCAGCACGAUAUCCCCACCAACCACACCCGCGGCCGGUACGCCAGGAGUCUGGUGGAGGCCCAGCUGGCCCAGCAGGCGGUGUGCAAGGUGCGCACAGAGGUGAUGGAGGUGACUCGGUCCAUGCUGGACCGCCGCAACGCCAACUUCCUGCUGUGGCCGCCCUGCGUGGAGGUGCAGCGCUGCUCCGGCUGCUGCAACACCAGGGCGCUGCAGUGCGUCCCCACCGUCACGGCCACGCGGUACCUGCAGGUGAUCAAGAUCCAGUACAUCAACAGAAACCCCCAUUAUGAAAAGGCCAUCAUCCCGGUGGAGGACCACGUCAGCUGCAGAUGCCAGGACCCCUCCUCCUCCUCCUCCUCCUCCUCCUCGGCUCCUGUCCCUCGUGCCCCCGCCCAGGCCAACCCCAAGCCUCCCCCACCUCCCCCCCAGCAGCCCCCGGCAGCCCCGCAGCCCGUCCCUCCCGCCCCACCCAAGACCUACGCCUCCAAGGCGGACCUCCACCGCCACGACGACCUGAAACACAACCAGCAGCACUACCACGUGGAGGAGAGGGAGUCGGUGGCCCGGCAGUGGCAACCGGGCAGAUAUACCCAGAUGGCGCGCUGGACGCAGCCCCGGGUGCACCACGGGCCCACCCACGCCCUGGCCGGGGGACACCCCCAAACGGGGGUGCACACGCCAACCCACCCCGUCACAGGCGCACACGGGCAGGCCGGCAGCCGGGCUUCAGACGCGAGGGCGGAGCAAGGGGCUGGUGGAGGUGUCCGGCAAGCACCUCCUAGGGAGGGCGGGCCCGGAAGUGGGAGCGACGGGGGCAAGGAGGACGUCGGUGUGCACCGAGAUCACAGCGUGGGGGAGGUGCCGCAUCCUGACCACGCACAGAGGCAGCAGCAGCAGCAUCAUCAGGUGCAGCAUCAUCAGGUGCAGCAUCAUCAGCAGCAGCAUCAGUACCACCAACAUAAGCAGCAUCAACAGCAGCCGUAUCAGCCAUACAACCACGGCCUGGCGGCAGAGAACCCGGAGCUGAGGAGUCAAUACAGAUUCAACGCUCCCCAGUCGGACAGUGCCUCCCCGCCCGGUGAGCCCACAGCACCGCCCCGCCUAGAGCCACAAAACAACUCCACAUCUCCUGCACUCGCCAGUCAGAAAUACCCAGCCCAGACAAGGGCCGACAGCACAAAGCACACAGAGUUUAAACACGGCGAGCAGACAGAGACUCACACAGCCAAUCGCAAGGCAGCAAAUGAGAGGGAGAACCCCGGGCCAGCCAGCAGCGGCGCGUCGGAGCUGGCCAACCACAAGACCGACAAAGACUCUGACUCCAUCGACAGGGAGCGGUCGUUCACAGAGGAGGAGAGAAGGCAGAAACUCCUCGAGAUUGUAAAGGGCGAUCCGGAUCGACCGCCUCGCCUUCAUCCUCACCCCGCUGACCACCAUCACCAUCAUCCUCACCCUCGACCAAAGCCGACCAAAACAGCACCCACGGUAGCCCCCGGCCUGCCUUUGUUAUCCCGGGCCCCCUUUCGCCCGGCCCUGCCUCGCCGCAGGAGGAAGUACCGCAGUCGGAUCAGCAAAGCAGCCAUCAGAGCCAUGAUCAUGUAGAGCCGGAGGGAAAACGGGAACGCCAUCCUGUCAGACAG